Molecule: messenger RNA, 11761 nt
Organism: Schistocerca americana (American grasshopper)
Lineage: Eukaryota; Metazoa; Arthropoda; Insecta; Orthoptera; Acrididae
Gene: Rich
Product: guanine nucleotide exchange factor subunit Rich
Exons: 23
Coding region: 70-4584 (1504 amino acids)
Biological process (GO): retrograde transport, endosome to Golgi; intracellular protein transport
Cellular component (GO): cytosol; Ric1-Rgp1 guanyl-nucleotide exchange factor complex; Golgi membrane
Molecular function (GO): protein binding
Source: RefSeq, a predicted model, not a curated record
CUUAAAAUGGCUGUCAGCUGUAUUUUGUGUGAUUAAACGAGUGCUUGAACUGUUUAUAUUCGUAUUAAAAUGUAUUUUCCAAUAGGCUGGCCAAGAAUAUUAAACGUACCUCGUUGUGGGCCCUGUCGGAUUCGUCAGGUUGUUUGUAACAGAGACAAAAUAUUGUUCGCUAUAUUGACAGAUGACAGUUUAUCCGUCUGGUUUUGUAAGCCAUGUGUGCCAAUUGUCUACCAUCGACGUGAACAAAACUCCAUUAAACAAUAUGGGACAAAUAUUCUUGUUGAGUGGAGACCUGAUUCUAGCAUGCUGGUUGUUGCUACAUCAGACAGACAUUUACUGUUUUAUAAACUUGGUGUGGUUGCUGAGCAGAAAGGUCUUUAUGAGCAGAUUGACUCACCUCAUCCCAAUUUGAAACGAGAUAGUGCUGAACUUUUUAUAAAAGAGGUUGUUCCACCUCUUCUUUUGUCUCUUGACAAGGAGGUACUUGUAGAUGGCCGCAUAACAAGUCUAGUAUGUAUUCGAGAUGAGUUAAUGUUGGCAACCUCAUUGGGACAUGUAUUGAGAUAUAAAUGGGAUGGGAGUCAGAACCGUGAUUACUGUUUAGAUUUAAAAAGAGUGCCAUUUUGCAUAGACCAGCAAGUAUCUAAAGCUGUGCCCAUCUUAGAAGUGAAUGUCCAUGUCAUUGACAUAGAGUAUUCUCCAUUGGUUGGUGGUUUUGCAGUUGUUCUUAGUGAUGGAAGGGCAGCUUUCCUUACAGCUCCGUCUUUGAAAUUUGACCCGAAUCAGGUGCAAGGUAUUUGGGCCCAAAGUUUAGAAGAUGCCACGUGUGCUAGUGUUAAUCACAAGUACCGACUCAUUGUGUUUGGAAGGAGAAACUCCCAGGCUGUUGUAUAUUGUAUUGAUGAGAGCACUGGUGGUUUGGAAGUGUCACAUCAUAUUAUGUUGUCAAAUAAAGAUUAUCCAGGUUUGCCUGGACCUGUGAAAUGUAUUCGUUGGACACCAGAUGGCUGUGCAAUGGCUGUAGCUUGGGAACAGGGUGGAAUCUCCUUAUGGAGCACAUUUGGUGCUCUGCUGAUGUGCACUCUUGGUUGGGAUUAUGGCCUUAAUGUAGAUAUUUCUUGCAGUAACCCUCUACUUGUAACAAGUAUGGAAUGGUCAGCUGAGGGUUAUCAGUUAUGGUUAGUGAAACAGCAACUCAAUCAUGAUCCUGGAGGGCAAGAUGCUGAAACAGACAGUGUCAUCCAGUUGGAUUUUGUGAAAAGUGCUCUUACUGUCAACCCAUGUAUGAGUCAUCAGGGGCACCUGUAUCUUCAAGGUGGAGAUCGGACAUACAUCAAUCUUGGAGAAAAUUUAAUGAAAGUUUAUCAUCAGCAUCCUAAGGACCAACGUUCACCUCUUUACAGCUCAGGAGAAGUCUUUUUAGAUACAGAAAAUGUUACUGUUACAAGCACAUUGAUGGGCAGUAAACAGUGGAUUGUUGUUCCUAUUCCUUCUGCAUACUCUAGCACAAAUUGGCCAAUAAGAUACACAGCUCUAGAUUCAGAAGGCCAAAAUUUAGCUGUUGCAGGCCGUACUGGUUUAGCACAUUAUUCCUUAAUCAGCCGCAAAUGGAAAUUAUUUGGAAAUGAAACUCAGGAGAAAGACUUUGUGGUGACUGGUGGACUGAUGUGGUGGCGAGAGCAUUUGGUGAUGGGGUGUUACAGCAUAAUAGAAAAUAGAGAUGAAAUUCGCAUAUACCCUCGAGAAGCGAGGCUAGACAAUGCUUUUGCAAAAAUCACUAAAGUAUCAGCACAGGUACUACUUUUGAAUAUGUUCAGGGAUAAGCUUAUAAUAUUCUGUGCAAAUGGACAGCUUACUAUUUAUUCACUUCUGGCACGAGAUAACCAACCUUUGGGAGCUGUGGAAGUAACAAGACUACAGGCCUUGGAUAUCAGUGCAUUGUGUGUGCAUCCUGCUUGUGUUGUGUCUGUUACAUUAACUGCACUACGUACAGAAAUAGGUCGUCAUGCCUCGAAAGAGUUUGAAAGUAUUAUGCUGAACAUAAGUGGAAGACUUCUUAUGGUUCAGCGAGAAAUGAAGAAUGUGAAUGAAAUUAAUGAUGUCUUUCAGCCUCCAACAGUUUUGGCAUCCUGUGUUGAAAAUGUCUGGGUACCUAGGAAAUCUCGAAGAGAAAAACCUCACCUAACAGAAGCUCUGUGGUUGUUUUGUGGUUCACAUGGCAUGAGAGUUUGGUUACCAUUGUUCCCAAAAGAUGGUGACAAAUCUCAUACGUUCAUGUCAAAAAGAAUUAUGUUACCAUUUCAGCUUCGAAUUUAUCCUCUAGCUAUACUGUUUGAAGAUGCAAUUCUUUUGGGAGUUGAAAAUGAUACAAUGCUGUUUACAUCUGAUAGCAACUCACCAUUUUCUUUACCAUUUUGCCUUCUGGAGAAAACGAGCCAGGUGUAUCUACAUCAAAUCCUCAGACAACUAAUUCGUCGAAAUUUAGGUUUUCAUGCUUGGGAAAUAGCCCGAAGUUGCACUAAUCUUCCCUACUUCUCCCAUUCUCUUGAACUUCUACUACAUGAGGUUUUGGAAGAAGAAGCGACAAGUAAAGAGCCUAUCCCUGAUGCAUUGCUUCCAAGUGUGAUUGAAUUCAUACAGGAAUUUCCUAUUUAUUUGCAAACUGUUGUUCAAUGUGCACGUAAAACAGAAAUCGCUCUGUGGCCAUAUCUAUUCUCAGCAGCUGGUAAACCUAAAGAUUUAUUUCAAGACUGUCUCAUGAAGAAACAUUUGGAUACAGCUGCUUCAUAUUUAAUUAUUUUGCAAAACCUAGAGCACUCAUCCGUUAGCAGACAAUAUGCCACUCUUCUGCUGAAUGCCGCACUAGACAGCUGCAGAUGGGAACUCUCCAAAGAUCUGGUUCGCUUCCUGAGAGCAAUUGAUCCCAAUGAUGUUGAAUCACCACGUGCCUCUUUUAUUUUGCCGGCCAAGUAUGGAGUUAAUACUCAGACACCACCAAUCAGUCCAAAUGAGGAAGAUUUAUCUCUUGUUUUGGGCACUAUGCAGGUUUCUCGAGGCCGUAGCUUCAGUACAACUAGUACACCUAAGAUUAAGCAAGUGGAAAGUGGAACACCCAGUGUUGGCGGGCUUCAUCACGAACUCCUGAGGUCAAAUAGUAGUGGAACAGAAAGCAGCAAAUCAGUCCCAACAAGGCGAAAAAAGUCUGUUCCUACUGGGCGUGGAGAUGAUAGAGAGUCUUCCGAGUCCGCUGAAGACUUCUUUAUUGAUGUGAUACUACAGCGCCAUGCUCGACGUUUACUUUCUGCACGACAGUUGGCAGAUUUAGGACAUUUUGCAGCUCAUUUGGAUUUUCAUUUAGUCACAUGGCUGGCAAAAGAAAGGGAUAGAGUUGCCAGAGUUGAAGAUUUUGUUGCUGCUUUAAAACAACUGCAUAAUGAUUUCUCAUGGCCAUACCCAGCUCUCACUCAACCUGUGUCUUACUAUUUGCAACGAAGUAUGUCAAAUUCAGGCUCAAUGCCGGCUUCACCUGCUGUUGACAACAGCCGGAAAAGUUUCUCCAUUGACCCAGUCACAUCACAGUCUGGAAGUGGAGUUGGUGACAGUGGGUAUAUGAGUUACACAGGAGCUCAAAAUGAGGCACUUUGUGCAUUAGGUGCAGUUAUACCAACUAAAGCAGCACAUUGUUACAUUCCAAGUGUGUCAGCAAGCAAUGAUUAUCCCAGUAGUGCUGUUGUCGAAGCCCAGCUGCUUCCUCAUCUGUUACAAGAAGAGGCAAGCAUACGGAGCGAAGAAGGUUCCUAUUGGGGUGAUGACAGAGAGAGCUCAGUUCAAGAUGUUUCUAACACAACAUGGCCUGAUGUUCCAAGUGCAAAUCUACUGGAGCAACUAUCGCAGGAGCUAACUAAUAAAGGCUCAGCAAAAUCAGAAGUCCAGCUUAGGUACCUGUUACAAUUAUUCACAGAAGCCGGCUGCAUUGAGUGGGCAUUGGUAAUAUCUGUCUUGCUGCGAGAUGCUCUGGCUGUUGUACGUAUCACUAACAGCACUCGCUCUACAGAACAUUCCUAUGAAGCUGUCCUGAGGGUAAAGAAUGGCCUUGUUAGUCUGUGUCAGUGGAGCAGCAGUGAAUGCCUUGGUUAUAGGCCUUUCCUGUUAGCUGUGCAGAACCAAGUUCCAGUAUUAAGUAAAAUCUUGAGCAGCAAACAACAGUAUCUGCAACAACAGAAAAUAUUACAGCAACAGCAACAACAGCAGCAGCAUCUUCAGCAGCAACUUCAGCAGAAUCCAAGUUCACCCCAAUUACUGCCAGCUGUUGCACCUCAUUCUAGAAGGGCAAGUUCUAACGUAGAUGUCAGCAGCCAUCACAGUAGUGGUCAACAAGCAAGAACCUCCCAUUCAAGCAGUUCAGGGGGAUUCCAUGAUACGUUAAGAAAUGAAUUGCACCGUUCAGAGAGGACUCGUGAAAGAAAUUUACAUUCCGUCUUUGAUGCAAGAGAAGCUACUGAUGCAGAAAAUGAAAUACAAGAAACUGAUUCCAUAGAAGACGGGAAAGAAGAAUCUGAGCGAUCUGUCUGCACUGUGUCAUAGUCCUGGUUGUAUUAACAUUGUAAAACAAAACACAGUUAGUGAAAGAAUGUGUGCUCUGUUUGUUUAGUGCUGGUGUGCUGUUUUUUGUACAAUGUGCAGUGAAAUUAUCAUGUGACGAGUUGGUGUAUGGACUUAAAAAUUGUAUAUAACAAGUUAUUUUUUUAAGAAAAUGAAAACUUUAAAUGAUUAACAGCAUCUCUUUUACAGCUGUUUUUAAGCAAUAAUACUUAUUGAAUUACCGUAACUGAUUCCUUAACAGGUAGCUAUAACAUGUAAAACACCAUAGUAGUCAAAUGUAAAACUAUAAAUACUUAUUUUCUUUUUUUCCUGAUGGUGUUGCACACAUUCUUUGAGAUUAGCAGGUAUCAGUUUUACAGUUUCACUUUGCCAGUUGUAAUAAAACACUGAAUAUAUAUUUGGUAACUUACCAUCUUGCUCAGUGACUCUGUGCCUUAUCUACAUUGGUUUCAAUGUGAUUACUCUCCAGGAAUUAUAACAGUAUAUUUCAGUGCAUACUGAUUAUAAUGAGGCUUCUGCAUUUUGUUCCUAAUCAUCCAGAGGUUUGAGUGUAAAUACAGUCACACUGUUUGUGGAAAUGGAGUAAAGACUGUAUAUUCUCAGCUACUUUUUUAUCUUGAAGAGCAUGGCAUACUUCAACAUUUUCUUAAUAUUUGAAUUUUUUCUGCAGGAUGUGAUUCAUCAAUAAGUUCUCAGAUUAUUCACUACAGAAAUCAGUGGGAUGUAUACACUGCUCAGAAGAAUUAGGGGGCAUGACUUUGGGCAUCUGCCAUACUCCAUUGCGCAAUAAUUGAUGAUUGGAUAUGUUACCAAAUUCUAUUAUCUUUCACAAAGGAACUACACAACAAAACAUCAUUACAUCUUCGAUCAUUUACAUAAAGAGAACUGAAAAGUCUGACUCGUGUCAAAAACAAAGUGAAAACAGUCCUUCAUCUCAUUGUUCUGGGGGUUUUUCAUUGGACUUAGUGCUUCGAUAACAAGUAUGGUGUGUGUGAGCAUUUAUCGCUGCCUGACACGUGGCAUGCUUCAUAUAUGCCUGUGGAGGUCACACUGUAGUAUCCUAUCCCAUUCGUCAAUGACAGCACAUGAGAGUUUUUGGAGAGUCUGUUGUGGAACAGGACAACCAUUAACACUUCUGUCAAGCAUGUUCCACAUAAGCACAAUGCAGCUUAGGUUGGGACUCACUGCGGGCCAUUCCAUUACUUCAUUGUCCAGGCUUCGCAAAGACAUCCCUGCUGACACCCACCACAUAGGCCUUGGCAUUAGUAGGAUUUCCGGGUUAACACAUAUGCAGUGCCCACCACUUGCUCGAAAAGGAUCUGUUCAGUGUACUCCAUGGCAGUAAGGUGACUAUGGACGAUGACGAGAUUCAUAUAAUCCGUGUGGCUGAUUACACUGAAGCCUCCCCACAACAUAACAGAGCAUAACAUCUGGCACACACUGCUCGUCUUGUCUGUGAACAUGAACACAGCCAUCACCUUGUGUCAUAGGAUAUCUGGACUCAUCUGUGACUGACACGUUUCACCAGUAAUGGUGUUGCCACUUAACAUGGGAAAGACAGAAAUGAAGGCAAGCUGCAAGAUGCAGUCAUGUAAAGUGGGGUACUCAAACAGAAUGUCAUCGUAUCCGUACAGUGCCGUAACUCAGAGAUGGCCAGAUAUCGCACUUCAUGUGGUGUUAUGCAACCUUGUGGAACUCGCCUUGGGUACUGACCUGUCUCCCUGUAGCAUGUCCAUAAUCAAUGGAUGACACAUGGAAAGGUAUUGGCAUUUGCAGCGACAUGACCAAAAGUCUAUCCUUUUUGGGUCAAACAGACUGCCCUUCCAACUUGCACUGCAUUAAGAUGUCGCAUUGCAUGUCCUUGGUUGAAUAAAAUGUCUACAAAUGACAUCUGCCGUCUGUGUACCUCACUAGAAAACACUGGGACGCCAGUACUCACUUCAUUCCGAGGGGUCACCUGGCACUGUAAUGCAUAACACAACCAAUAGAUGGCAAUGAUUUUAAUUCUUGCGUACAUUGAAAGCGAAGAUUUUAAAACGUGCAAUGAGACCACAGGUACCCUUUGCAGCAAAAACUGGACAUUGAUACAUGUGGUCCCCUAAUUCUGUUGAGCAGUGUAUAUAGAAUAUUCAUGGCCCUUGUUUUCAGUCUAGUGGUAUCCUUUGCUGUUGCUACAUAUACAUAUGUAGUCACCAGUAGCUGUAAUUUCUGUAGGGAAUAAGUGAUUGACUAAUGUAUCUGAAGCUGUUCACUGAAUAUAUGUUAGUGUUUUCAUUGCUGUCACUGUAAUUUAUUGAACUGUGUUUUAUUUCCACUUUUACAUGUGAUGUUAAUUUCUCAUUGAGGACUGGCUUCAGCAUAUUACAUGAUGCUGAAUGGAAUUUUUUAAAACAAAACUGUACUUGACUUCGCUAUUUCUCAAUCUGUGAUGGCAUUACUUUCAACAGUCUUAAUUCUGAGUACCUGUGUUGUAGCAUCUGGCAGUUACCAAAUAUUGUUAGCCAUGAACAUUUAAGAAAGCUCUCCAUCAAGGGAAUACUGAGCAAACUAUAAUUUUAAUGAGCACUAAAACACACAACUUGUUUCACAAUCUCAGUGAAGUAUGGUAUAAAAACAUUUAAUUGUCUAUGUUGUAAAUAUGAAUUUUGUUACUUUAAUUUGUUUUGUUUAACAUAGAACCUUAUGAUUUCAAGAAGUACAGUUUGAGAACUGCUGCUUCAGAAUAUGUUCUGCUUGAAAGUAAAUGAUCUCAUUUUGUUGAGCCAUUAAAAUGUUCAUAGCUUUUUCAAAAUGAAAAUAUUAUAUUCAUCUUGCUCUGCUUCAUUCAUGUGUAGCAUCAGGUCUUUGUAUUUGCUGACAGGUCAGGCAAGAAUUCUGACAAAGAAAGGUAGUCAUAACUCAUCUCCAUGGAAUUGCGCAAAUUCUCACAUUGCUGUUAAUUUCAUAUGGGGUAAAUAUGCUAUUCCCCUUUUGACAAUAUAAAAAGCAUUAACUUUAGUUACAGCAAUAGUGUAUUCCCUGCCUGACAAUUUUGAAUGUGUGUGGUAUAAAUAUAACUGUAAAAAAUAUCUAUGUUAAAUGUGGUGCAAGUUGUGUUGUAAAGAGGUGACAGAUGUUGGAAUUUGGUUAACAUUUCAAUGAUAGUUUUCUGGCAUUUUGAUAUAACUUGUAAAAAUUGCUGAUGCUCAUCUGGAAAUAUGACAGCUUUCAUUUACUAAUUGUCUUAUCCCUUUGCUCCAAUUUAACAGCAAAUUAAUUUCAUAUCAAAAAUAGUAUCACAUAAUUAUAAAGUAUUUUACCAGUCUGUACCAGACUUCUUGCAAACAUUGUACCAGCUGUCAACUGCUACUCCAGGGUACACUCUACUUAUAAUUGGAAUGUUUUUUAAUUUUAGUAAAUGACCAAACUAUCAUGUCUGACUGAGGUGAAAUAUAACACUAGCAAACCAGUAUGUUGUAUCUGAUUCCAUUAACAGUAUCUCACACGUUAAAGAAGCUUGUAGCACUUUGAGUAUUUUGAGAAGUAUAUAUUUCUCUUCACUUUGGGUGUGGUUUCAACUUAAAUCACAGUUCCUUAACGUAUUGCAUAUGCCAGAAUUAAAAUUUUCCUAAUAAUCCUCAUACUGCUGUGUUCAGCUUUUAUCUGCCUCCCUGUUCUUCUUUAGUAAAGUUGUAUCAUAACUCUUUGUUAGCUGUAGCAUAAUUAUCUUUACAGUGUUCCUUAGAUGAUAUCAAUUAAGCCACUUAUGUAACUAAAAUAUUAAUGAAUUGCCCCACUAAAAGUUUCUAAUGACAAUGAUGUAGAUGUAGAGGUAGUCCACUAACAAUUUUCUUGUCUUCUCUAGAAUCACUUGAACUUGUGGCAUCUGCAAACUACUUUUUAAUAUAGUCAUGCUUCAUAAAUGUUUCAGAGUAUGGGAAACUUACAAUCAAUAUUGCAUUUUGUGUCAAGACUUCCUAAGCUGUUUCUUAAAUAGCAUUUUCAUUUUUACAAAGUAGAUUGUCUGUACAAAACUGGAGUAUUGUUACACUAAAAACAUUGCUUUCUUGAAUUCCAUAAUUAGUUGUAAUGGCUGGCAUAUUUUGUAAUAGCCUGACUAUAACAUUUUGUUUCCCCUCCUUCUUUGUUUUCAUGAUUGAUAAAUUACUUGCUUUCAAAGGUUUUGUAAUACCCUAGUUGCUCCUUAUUUGUUGCUGCGCCCAAAUCCCUUCUUUUAGACAGACUACUUCCUAUUGGUAUGCUAUCUUUUUAUUUAAAUCAUACUCACUGUGCAUGAACAUAAACUUAGUGCAUUAAAAAGUCAAAUUGGUUCCAAAGUGUGUUGUUUGUGUGCAAUCAAGAACCUUCAUCUAAUAGCACUCAUUAUUCAUGUCUAAUGGUUAGUAGUUCUGAAUGUUCCAGUGCAUUCUAAGAAAUGUCUUAUGUUUACCAUCUUUUUUCCUCUAAGUCAAAGUUUAAUAGUAGAUGUUCCAAUUCCAAUCCAGACUUCCGCUGUAGUUCACUACUCCAGUCUGCACUGUGGUUUUUUUUUCUGUGACAGACCAUAACAUAACAUGUCCCCUUGCUUAUAACUGAAAGCUCUAAAAUUACUCUGAAAAAUAUGAGUCAGACUUUGUACAUGACAGCUCCCACCAGAUUUGUUCCAUUUGUAGAUUUAGUCUCCAUACUUCCAGUAGACAUGUUAGAAAUAAUGAUUAUUUAUUGGAGUGAUGUACAAUUAGCAUAUUGCUGCCCUUCCAUUUAUUUUAGUCAUCAUACCUACGUGAAUCAUGAUUUUUCUUGAUACUGUGGGGGUUAAUUGUGGACACCCUAAGAUUUUUGGUCACUUAGGCUUUUGUUUGUAAUUUAAGUUUUUAUAAAACCAAAUGUCAGUAUGAAUACUGCAGUCCUUUUGUAGCCAUGAUCCUAUUAGAGGCAGUAUGUUCAAACCUUUGUGCCACCUUGGAAAUGACUUACUUAGCCAAUUGUUAGGGACAUACAUGAACCCCAAACCAUGGUUAAAUUUGAUUUUUCCACAUGCACAAACUACUGCCAAAGAUGAAAGAAAUAAUAGGUGACACAAAAAAAUCCUUGCACCAUGUGAGGUUUCUCAUUUCCAUUCAUGAAAAUGUAUAUAUGCCAGUUGGUUCUCUAGCAUUUGAGUUUCUUUCAUAUCUUAUCUAAAACUGAAGAAAAAUUCCUGAUCUUGUUGUCAGUGGUUUCUGACAGUCAUGAUGAAGACAGCUUUUUGUCUUGCAUAUAUUUAAAUUAUUUAAUAUUUUAUCAAUCACAGUUUGCUACACAGAUAAAGGUGCACGUUGGUUUAAAAUUGCUUUAUUGAGAUUAUUUGCCUGUAAUUAAAACAUUAUUUAUGCAGUUUGUCCCCACCCCACACUACCUUGCCAUACCCUGCCUUACAAAAUUUUGUAAGACUGGUCCACCCUUCUGUUGAAACUCGUCAGUAAGUUGUGGUGAUAAUUUAAUUUAUAAUAAAUGUGGACAAAAUGUCAGCAUUUGGUGUUAUGCAGUACCAGGUAGAGUGAUUUCCAUUUUCUUUGUAAAAUGAAAGAGGUUUUAUACACAAGUAAAAUUUCAACUUUAGAUACAAGAAACCAGAGGUAUGGUUGUAACACAUGCUGCAUUAUUGAUAAUAUGGCCAAUAAAGACAAGAAGUGUAUUUCAUGAACUCCAUACAUUAUGCAUAUCAGGAAAGACAACUAUGAUGGGCUAAAGUUAUAACUAUAUACCUGAAUCAAAAUGUGAUAUAAACUUGAUGACUGAUUUCCUGCUUAUAUGUUCUAUGAACAGUUGUGAAUUCUCAUUACCAAGUGAAGAAAUCUAAUGAUAUGAAUUACUUGCUCAUAAUUAGUUACAUUAUUUGGUGUAUGUAGGGCUUGAGAUUAGAAAGUUUCCAUUGGAUUAAUCCUCUACACACACUUUUGUAUAUUUAUCUGAAAAUCUAAUAAUCUGGAUGAACAGUAUUUGUGUUGUGUUAGGAGGUUUCAAGUUUUCAUCCUGAUUCUAAAACUAGAGAGAGAAUGAAACACACCUUCAACAGAUAUAAUACAUUGGGCAGUAACCAAUGAAAUUAUGAAGACAGAUAUUUUAAAGUAAUUUAUGUAUUUAAUGAAAAGAUUCAUACUCAGCUACAUAAUUUAAGAUGUUCUAAUAACCGUAAACAGAUGUUGUUUUACAUACAUAUGUCAUUAUCUACUCAGGAGUUUUAAUCAAAAUAAUGUAAUUGCUCAUGUGAAAUUUAGUGUUGUGACAUACAAUUGUUCAGUCAUCGUCUCCCCCCCCCCCCCCCUCUCCCAUCCGCUUCACUGUUUCAGUUAAUUAAUUAAUGAUUGCAAGAUUUAGUACAACAGUUUUCUAUAGAUACUACUUAGAGUUGGAAAACUAUUGUUUUAAUUACAUUUAAGCAAUUUAACUUGUUAAUUACUUAUGAAGAUAUUUAAAUAGCAUUUUACUUUUGCGGUGAAAUAGAGUUUUAUUGACAACAUAACACUUACAUUGUUUAUGGAGUAGUCAGUCAUUAGACUUAAGUUCACAUUUCAAGAAGAGUAUAUAUGUAUUGAAGGAAAAGAGAGAAAAAUUUUAGUGGACACAUGAAGAGUUACUCUCCAAACUGUUGGCAUAAAUCUAAUUAUUUUAUCCUCUACCUAAUGAAAAUAAAACAGUAAGUGUUAAAAAGAGGUUAAAAUGCUAUUUCAUAAAGUUAACUGUUCAGUAGUGUCAAAAAGUUUUGCUUCAAAAUUGUGAGGUACAUAUCUAAGAGGAGUCACCAGUUGAAAAAAUAAUUUACUUUAUUUUGUCAAGAGACCAUUGUCUGACACUUACAUCCAUUUUAAAAUAUACUUGGUAUUGUACCUCAAAAACAUUGACUUCAAAGAGUCCUUUGUUAGUAUGCAUGAGGAACAUAUUUUAGCCCACUAAAAUGGUUUCUUAUUUGAUGGUAAUUUUAUGUUCUGAAGAACAAAAAUUUUAGUCUUCCCUGUAAGACUGUCUAACAAACUCAGUGUAGUGGAUUCAGCUCUUACCAGUAACUUACUGUUUUUAAGUACAUAUCUUAAAUUGUUGGAACCAAGUACUAAUUUUUAUAGAGUUUUACUCAUGUUGUAUACUUUUUAUAUUGUAUAUAUACAGUUGUUGCAGAAUAAAGAAAAGUAAUAAUUUUUGU